This is a messenger RNA of Daphnia pulicaria, 1056 nucleotides long. RefSeq names its product mRNA turnover protein 4 homolog (gene RpLP0-like). Gene Ontology annotation, cellular component: nucleolus; preribosome, large subunit precursor. NCBI's taxonomy places the organism in Eukaryota, Metazoa, Arthropoda, Branchiopoda, Diplostraca, Daphniidae. The coding region runs from base 134 to 850 and encodes 238 amino acids. The record is from RefSeq and is a predicted model, not a curated record. Gene Ontology annotation, molecular function: RNA binding. The transcript has 6 exons. Gene Ontology annotation, biological process: ribosomal large subunit biogenesis; nuclear-transcribed mRNA catabolic process; ribosomal large subunit assembly.
CAACUUUGUAGUUGUUUGCAGACGACUCACAGUCUCAAAGUCUUUCUUUAGGAUAGUAAACGAAACACGUGGUUUUUCCAAACUUGAAGUCGAGACGCUAUUUCCACUAAUUUAAACCUAAACAACAUUUAAAAUGCCUAAAACUAAGCGAUUCCAAAAAAUUUCAUUGACACAAACUAAGAAGAAGGGUCUUGGUGGAAAACAGCAAUUGGUUGAGGACAUUAGAUCUUGUGUUGAGAAAUAUUCUUAUUUGUACCUCUUCUCAGUUCAAAAUAUGAGGAGUAACAAACUGAAAUCUAUUCGCAAUGAGUGGAAAGACAGCAGGUUCUUCCUCGGUAAAAACAGAGUGAUUGCUAUUGCAUUAGGUAGAACUAAAGAGUCUGAAAGCAGAGAGAACCUUCAUGAAGUCUCUAAAAGACUUAAAGGGCAGUGUGGAAUUGUCUUCACAGAUAAACCAAAAUCUGAAGUCAUCAGAUACUUCCAAAAGCAUGUAGAAUCAGAUUAUGCCAGGUCUGGUAAUGUUGCUACCGAAACUGUCACACUCCAACCCGGUCCUUUAGAGCAGUUCCCUUUCAACAUGGAGCCAUACCUGAGACAACUAGGUCUCCCCACAUCUCUUCAAAGAGGUGUUGUCACAUUGCUGAAAGAACACACAGUUUGCAAAGAGGGAAGCAUUCUUACUCCUGAAGAAGCCAGACUUUUGAAACUGCUUUGCAAACACAUGGCGGAAUUCAGAGUGACCAUUGAAGCCGUUUGGGAAAAGGAAGAUGGCGCUUUCGAAGAUAUCGGAAACGGACGUAUGUUGGAGAAAGAAGAUGACGAAUCUGCCGACGAUGAGAAUAUGGAAUGAAUUUUCCCAUAACAUUUUUUUUUUUUCUGAAUGAUAAACUGUAUUGGUGUAUCAACGAGGGACAUAGUCGUUAUACAAGUGACUAAUGUUUACCUAUGGUCAUCCCUAUGUACAUCGUCUUGUCCUUGAAUAAGAAAAAGAAACAAGAUGCUCUUACAUUUCAGACGAAUGAAAUGUACACGACAAAAUUACACGGUUUCAUUUCA